Molecule: messenger RNA, 1038 nt
Organism: Raphanus sativus (radish)
Lineage: Eukaryota; Viridiplantae; Streptophyta; Magnoliopsida; Brassicales; Brassicaceae
Product: dehydration-responsive element-binding protein 1F-like
Exons: 1
Coding region: 224-847 (207 amino acids)
Biological process (GO): regulation of DNA-templated transcription
Molecular function (GO): DNA-binding transcription factor activity; DNA binding
Source: RefSeq, a predicted model, not a curated record
UUCUCUGCUUCAUAACUCCCAACAAAAUAAAAAACACAAACAUAACUUAGCCAAACAUACAAAAAUACUUUUAAUUCGAACAAUUUUAAACAAACCACUUGUUCUCAGACUCAGAGUUACCUUACCUAGUGAGGAGAUCAUUGGAUUUUUUUAACAGUGGUUCACCUUUUAUAAGUUGAACCGGAUUUAUUUAUUUUUAUUUUACCGGUGAACUAGUGUCCUAAUGGAUAACAACGAUGAGGUCAUUCUGGCGGAGACGAGGCCGAAGAAGCGUGCGGGACGGAUAGUGUUCAAGGAGACACGUCACCCAGUUUACAGAGGCAUACGGCGGAGGAACGGUGACAAAUGGGUCUGCGAAAUCCGAGAGCCGACGCACCAACGCCGCAUUUGGCUAGGGACUUAUCCCACGGCGGAGAUGGCGGCGCGUGCACACGACGUGGCGGCUUAUGCUCUGCGCGGGAGAUCCGCGUGUUUGAAUUUCGCCGACUCCGCCUGGCGGCUUCCGGUGCCGGAAUCAAUUGAUCCAGACGUCAUAAGGAGAGUGGCAGCGGACGCAGCAGAGAUGUUCCGGCCGUCGGAGUUCGAUAGUGGGAUUACUGUUUUGCCCUCUUAUAGCAACAAUGAGGUGUAUUUGGGCUCUGGUUCACGUUCGGGAUGGGAAGAGAGGAAUAUGUAUGGAUAUGUGGAGGAAGAAGAAGUCUCGACGACGAUGAUGAGACUGGCGUCUGAGCCGCUAAUGUCGCCGCCGCGAUCUUAUGUGGAAGGGGAAGGCAUGACGACUUCGAAUGUUUACAUGGGAGAAGAGAUGUGUUAUGAAGACACGUCAUUGUGGAGUUACAGUUAUUGAAGUGGGACGACGCACAUUGAUUACGUUAUAUUUAAAUGUAUACUAAUCAAACGUGUGCAAUAGUAUGCGAGUUGUUUUUUUUUUGAGCAAAUAGUAUGCGAGUUGUUAGUAAGUUCCUUGAUGGAAUAAUUUUGUAUUGUUUAGUAUAACAAGAUCUUAUAAAAUGAUAUCUACAUAAUCCGUAAUGGUUA